Molecule: messenger RNA, 3579 nt
Organism: Talpa occidentalis (Iberian mole)
Lineage: Eukaryota; Metazoa; Chordata; Mammalia; Eulipotyphla; Talpidae
Gene: GLI1
Product: GLI family zinc finger 1
Exons: 12
Coding region: 67-3378 (1103 amino acids)
Biological process (GO): regulation of transcription by RNA polymerase II; smoothened signaling pathway
Cellular component (GO): nucleus
Molecular function (GO): RNA polymerase II cis-regulatory region sequence-specific DNA binding; DNA-binding transcription factor activity, RNA polymerase II-specific
Source: RefSeq, a predicted model, not a curated record
CCGGCCUGGACCGCGCGCCCCGCGCCCGGCGCCGGACGAGUUCCUCACACUCUCCCCUGAGACGCCAUGUUCAACUCGAUGACCCCCCCGCCAGUCAGUAGCUAUGGAGAGCCCUGCUGUCUCCGGCCCCUCCCGGGUCAGGGGGCCCCCACCAUGGGGACAGAAGGUCUGCCCUUCUGCCACCAGACCAACCUCAUGUCUGGCCCCCACAGUUACGGCCCCGCUAGAGAGAACAACAGCUGCACUGAGGCCCCUCUCUUUCCUCCUCCCCGGAGUACAGUCAAGUUGACCAAGAAGCGGGCGCUGUCCAUCUCCCCUCUGUCAGACGCCAGUUUGGACCUGCAGACAGUGAUCCGCACCUCGCCCAGCUCCCUGGUGGCGUUCAUCAACUCGCGCUGUGCAUCUCCCGGGGGCUCCUAUGGUCACCUCUCCAUCGGCACCAUGAGCCCAUCUCUGGGAUUCCCACCCCAGAUGAACCACCAAAAAGGGACCUCGCCUUCCUUUGGGGUCCAGCCCUGUGGUCCCCAUGACCCCACCCAGGGGGGCCUGAUGCCGCAUCCUCAGCCCCGGGGACCCCUUCCAACUUGCCAGCUGAAGUCUGAGCUGGACAUGCUGGUUAACAAGUGCCCGGAGGAGCCCUUGGAAGGGGACAUGUCCAGCCCCAACUCCACGGGCACGCAGGAUCCCCUGCUCAGGAUGCUGGACGGGCGGGAGGACCUGGAGAGAGAGGAGAAGCCGGAGCCCGAGUCUGUGUACGAGACGGACUGCCGCUGGGAUGGCUGCAGCCAGGAAUUUGACUCCCAGGAGCAGCUGGUGCACCACAUCAACAGCGAGCACAUCCACGGGGAGCGGAAGGAGUUUGUGUGCCACUGGGGGGGCUGCUCCAGGGAGCUGCGGCCCUUCAAGGCCCAGUACAUGCUGGUGGUCCACAUGCGCAGGCACACGGGCGAGAAGCCGCACAAGUGCACGUUUGAGGGGUGCCGGAAAUCAUACUCCCGCCUUGAAAAUCUGAAAACGCACCUGCGCUCACACACGGGCGAGAAGCCGUACAUGUGCGAGCACGAGGGCUGCAGCAAGGCCUUCAGCAACGCCAGCGACCGCGCCAAGCACCAGAACCGCACCCACUCCAACGAGAAGCCCUAUGUGUGUAAGCUCCCCGGCUGCACCAAACGCUACACGGAUCCCAGCUCGCUGCGAAAGCACGUCAAGACGGUGCAUGGCCCGGAUGCCCACGUGACCAAGCGACACCGCGGCGAUGGCCCCCUGCCGAGGGCCUCUGCCCUGGCCACGGUGGAGCCCAAGAGGGAGCGGGACGGAGGCCCCAUCAGGGAGGAAAGCAGACUGACAGUGCCCGAGGGGGCCACGAAGCCACAGCCCAGCCCUGGGGCUCAGUCGUCCUGCAGCAGUGACCACUCCCCAGCAGGCAGCGCGGCCAAUACAGACAGCGGUGUGGAAAUGACUGGAAAUGCGGGCGGCAGCACGGAGGACCUGUCCAGCUUGGAUGAGGGGCCUUGCAUUGCUAGCUCUGGUCUGUCCACUCUUCGCCGCCUUGAGAACCUCAGGCUGGACCAGUUACAUCAACUACGGCCAAUCGGGCCCAGGGGCCUCAAACUGCCGAGCUUGACACACACUGGUACCCCUGCGUCCCGCCGUCUGGGCCCCCCGGUGUCUCUUGACCGCCGCAGCAGCAGCUCCAGCAGUGUCAGCUCCGCCUACACGGUCAGCCGCCGCUCCUCCCUGGCCUCCCCAUUCCCCCCGGGCUCCCCACCAGAAAGCGGGGCGUCCUCUCUGCCUGGCCUCACACCCGCCCAGCACUACCUGCUCCGGGCAAGAUAUUCUUCGAGCAGGGGGGGUGGCACCCCACCCUCUACAGCACCCGGCCUGGAUCGCAUGGGGGUUCUUCCUGCCUCUCCCUGGAGGAACCGAGCCGAGUAUCCAGGAUACAAUCCCAGCGCAGGAGUCACGCGGAGGGCCAGCGACCCAGCCCGGGUUGCCGACCGCCCUGCCGCAGCCAGAGUUCAGCGGUUCAAGAGCUUGGGUUGUGUCCACACACCGCCGGCAGGCGCGGGGGGAGGACGGAACUUCGAGCCCCUGCUCCCAGCCUCGGUCUACUCGCCGCAGCCCCCCAGCAUCACUGAGGAUGUGACCAUGGACACCAGAGGGCUGCGGGAAGAGGCGGAGGUUGGGAGCUCCAUGAUGGGCAGCGGUGUGGCCCCUUACGUGGACUUCCCGCCUUCUGAUACUCUGGGAUAUGGGGGGCCCGAGGGGGCAGCAGCUGAGCCUUAUGGAGCCAGGGGUCCAAGCUCCCUGCCUCUUGGACCUAGUCCUCCUACCCACUAUGGCCCCAACCCCUGCCCCCAGCAGGUGUCCUAUCCUGACCCCACCCCAGAACCCUGGGGUGAGUUCCCUUCCCACUCUGGGCUGUACCCCGGCCACAAGGCUCCAGCUGGAGCCUAUAGCCAGUGUCCGCGUCUCGAACACUACGGACAGGUGCACGUUAAACCAGAACAGGGGUGCCCAGUGGGCUCUGACUCCACAGGACUGGCCCCCUGCCUCAAUGCCCAUCCCAGUGAGGGGCCUCCACACCCACAGCCCUUGUUCUCCCACUACCCCCAGCCCCCUCCUCCCCAGUAUCCCCAGUCAAGCCCCUAUAGCCAGCCUCGCCCCGACUAUCUUCCCUCAGAGCCCAGGCCUGGCCUGGAUUUUGACUCCCCCACUCACUCCACAGGGCAGCUCAAGGCUCAGCUUGUAUGCAAUUAUGUUCAGUCUCAACAGGAACUGCUGUGGGAGGCUGGGGGCAAGGGAGACCCUCCGGACCAGGAGCCUCUCUUUCAGACUCCCAAGUUUCUAGGGGGGUCCCAGAUUAGCCCCAGCCCUGCCAAGGCCCCAAUGGCCCCAUAUGGACCUGGUUUUGCACCUAACUUGCCCAACCACAAGUCAGGCUCCUAUCCCGCCCCCUCACCUUGCCAUGAAAAUUUUGCAGGGGGGGCGAGCAAGGCUCCCCAAAGAGCAGCAGCACCACCUCGCCUUCUGCCCCCACUGCCCACCUGCUAUGGGCCCCUCAAGGCAGCGGGCACCAACCCCAGCUGUGGCCAUCCUGAGGUGGGCAGGCUGGGAGCGGGCCCUGCCUUGUACCCGCCCCCUGAAGGGCAGGUGUGUAACCCCCUGGACUCUCUUGACCUUGACAACACUCAGCUGGACUUCGUGGCUAUUCUGGAUGAGCCCCAGGGGCUGAGUCCUCCCCCUUCCCAUGAUCAGGGGGACCGCUCUGAACACACCCCACCUGCCCCCGGGGCCCCCAACAUGGCUGUGGGCAACAUGAGUGUCUUACUGGGAUCCCUGCCUGGGGAGACCCAAUUCCUCAAUUCUAGUGCCUAAAAAGUGGGGAAUCCCACCUAUCACAGGUCCACGUUUCCUAAGGGGGUUUCAUCCCCACAGACAAGUCAGGAGGAGGAGCCAGAGGCCCCCGGUGUGCCCCGGGUGGGAGGUAUGGACUGGGGACUGUAUACAGUCUGUAAAUGUUUCGAGGAACAGUUUGAUAAUGACACUGUUUCCUGAUAAUAAAGGAACUGCAUCAGC